Messenger RNA from Eruca vesicaria subsp. sativa (arugula), 261 nucleotides. The record is from the annotation of a GenBank genome assembly. Lineage: Eukaryota; Viridiplantae; Streptophyta; Magnoliopsida; Brassicales; Brassicaceae.
AUGAUGAUGAGCAAAGGUGUUGUGGCUACGAUUCUGUUCUUCAUGUUGAUAUGUUUGGUUCUUGUUGAGACUCGUCCCCUUGCUGGUCUAACAAAGACUGAAGAGAAGAAGCUCGUGGCGGGUUUUUUCGAUGGCUUAUCACUUGGUUCGAUCAAAAACUCAGGCCCCAGUCCAGGGGAGGGUCAUAAUUUCGUGGAUAGGAGUGAUACGUCCCGAUUUGAAAAGCAUUCCGGUCCAAGCCCAAGAGGACUCGGUCACUAA